AUGGAGAAUAAUAACAACAAUUACCAGGGCGAUUUGACCGACGUCAUCAGAGCCGCCGCCGUCGCCGCCCCGACGGAGCAGUGGCAGUUUCCGGCGACCCCUCCCCUCGACGUCUACCCGAGCGAACCGGGUCGCGAUGAUUUCGGCGACCCUUUCACCCAUUUAGGCGAUCCGCUGCUCCACGGGUCCGAGACCCGGGUUGGGUCAGGGUUUUUUCACGGCGGUGGAAAUACAGUAGGGUUUGCUCCCGCCGCCGCCGCUGUUAUAACUAGUAAUGAUAUGAUGGGUCAAAGGGAUGUUAAUCUCGACGACGAGAUGAGGAGACCUAAUUAUUUCUCGAGGAUGCUUCAGAUCUCUCCGUCCGGCGAGACGCCGCCGUGUGGUUCCCCGCCGGCGGCGGCAGUGAACCGCAGGAAUUCGUUAAUCUCGCCGAGUAUUUCAAAAAAUUACCCGCCGGCCGGUCUUCAGAUCUCUUCUCCACGAAAUACGGGCAUCAGGAGAAGGAAGAGUCAGGUGAAAAAGGUGGUAUGCAUACCGGCGCCAACGCCUGCAAACAGCAGGCCCAGUGGGGAAAUUGUGCCAUCCGAUCUUUGGGCUUGGAGAAAGUACGGCCAGAAGCCCAUCAAAGGUUCCCCUUAUCCAAGGGGUUACUACAGAUGCAGUAGCUCAAAGGGAUGUUCGGCUCGAAAACAAGUGGAGCGGAGCCGAACCGACCCAAACAUGCUUGUAAUCACCUACACAUCGGAGCACAACCACCCGUGGCCCACCCAAAGGAACGCCCUCGCGGGCUCCACACGAUCUCAAUCGUCCAAGACCAACAACACCAACGUCGUUCCAAAAAGCCCGGACAAAUCUCAGGCCCCGCAAAAGCCCACGGAUCAAAAGGAAACCUUACCCGUGAAGGAAGAAAUGGGUCUGGAUCCGGUUCGGAUGGAAACCAAUGGCCUGGAUUUCGACACAGAGUUUCCAGGCCCGAGCCAGCUGGCGGAGGACAACUUUUUCGCGGAUUUGGGGGAAAUCGAGACGAAUUCUCUGGGAAUCUUCGGGUUUUCGGGUGGAGACGGGUCGGAUAACAAGGGUUUGGACCCGUUUAGUUUUUACGACUGGGCGGGGAGUAGUAAUGGAGAUAGCUCGUCUCACGGGGAGGCUAAUAAGAACGACUCGUAA
Messenger RNA from Striga hermonthica, 1167 nucleotides. Lineage: Eukaryota; Viridiplantae; Streptophyta; Magnoliopsida; Lamiales; Orobanchaceae. The record is from the annotation of a GenBank genome assembly.